GAAAGCACUCCUGCCAUCCCGAUGACAAGCAUGGGGACAACCUUUUCCCCGAUCACCACGGUAGGAUCAAUUGGCAUGAUCCCAAUCAUGUCGACCCCUACUCCUACGCCAACGACAACAAUGUUCCCAGGUUCGAUAACAACGCCUUGGGGAGCAUUCACACCAUACUCGUCAGCUUGGGCUCAAUUUGCUGCUGACCCGGCAAAUGCUCAGGCUCUACAGGGCUAUCAACAGGUGAUGGCCAUGAUGCAACAGGCAGGGGGCUUCAUGCCAUUUGCCUAUCCUGGCAUGACGCCACCAAUUAUGCCACCUCCGGUGUCGACCCCGUCGACAUUUGUCCCUAGGAUGGUCCCUAUACGCCCGGUGAAUUUGAUGGGGACCAUGAAUGAAGCAGCACCCUCAAAUGUCCAUGAGGUCGACGAGGCGGAGCAAGAGGCGGCCCGCAGAAGAAAGGGUAAGGCUAUAGCCAAGCCCAACAAAACUCGGGAUUCAGCGUUCAAACGCCUAGGGGACAAGGAAGAUGGACCCCGCAAGUCUGCCAAGCUACGUCUUGGUCCUGAGAUGGGCCGGACUAGCGCAAUGGAAAGACUUGUCGGGAGUCGUCACGCCCAAUCUCGUCGUUCUAGGGAAUCUGAGACGAUUCACCAAGACGAGGAGGAAGCAGAAAGCCAGCCCAGAGCGUCGGCAUAUACCAGGCUCUCAUACGAUGAGGAUGACCUGGACAAGAUAGGGAGCGUAGCAAGAAAGCUACGUGCCCUGGAGGAAAAGGUGGAAGCGAAGGCGGGAGCGAAAAAGCACACCCUGGCUAAAUCUCCCUUUUCGGCCAGGGUACAUGCGCAGAAGUUGAGGCGGAAGAUUAAGCUGGACGUGGAGAAAUUCGCAGGAAAGGAGGAUCCAAACGUCCACCUUGACACCUUCCACAAUGCAGCACAGAUGGCCGGGUGCACUGAUGCUGAGGAAUGCCUACUCUUCUUCUCAUCCUUGAGAGGGAGGCCAGUGGAAUGGUUUAACGGCCUUCCCCAUGGCAAGAUCGGGUCCUUUGAGAAACUUUCCAAAGUUUUCCGCAAGAAGUACCAGGACAACUGCCUCAAGAGGAAGAAGUUCACCUACCUUAACACGGUAGGGCAGAAGGAGAAGGAGUCCUUGACUCAAUUCUUGACCCGCUGGAGGGACGAGGUUGACAAGGUAGAAGAGAUGGGCGACAAGACGACCAUGUCUUUGCUGAUGAAUGCCUUCCGGUCGGGUAACCUCUACACCGAAUUCUGUAGGAGGCCACCCUCCUCUUACCAAGAAGCCUGCAAUACGGCAUGGGAGUAUGCCGAGGCGGAGGUCUUGAAUAAAAGCAAGCGGGAAUUGGAGGAAGGAUAUACAAAGGCUGUGCUCAAGGAGAUGGCCUUAAAGGGAGAGCUUAGGGAAGGUUAUGCGACGGGAAACAAGAAAGAUCCGAAAGCACACAACUGGACCCGUCCUCAGGAAAAGGAUCAAGGAAGGAGGAAAUGCAGGGAUAACAACAAGCUGGAUAAAGAAUUCAUAGAGAUGAUUGUCGGCGGCCUAGAAGGCGGGGACACUGCUUCCCAGCGGAAGAACUGGGCCAGGAGCAUGCACGUAGUGGUGGUUUCCCUGGAAUCACAAGGGAAGAUCAAGUCCGAUUCAAGCUUGGUGGUAGGCCACAUCAAUGGCAACAUGGAGGCCAAAGGAGAGAAGAUGCAGAAGUACAGAGACUUGGCAAGGGCACUAUUGAAGGACCUGACUGAGUAUGUGAUGGAGCAAAUCCCUAGGGGGGAGAACACCGAUGCUGACUUGCUAUCAAAGUUGACGAAGAUGGACAACCCAAUCCAGAUCGAGUGGAGCCAGAUGACGUUUGGAUGGAUGACCGAGCAAUUCCCUGAAGAUGAGGACAGGGUGAGAAAAGUAAAGUUGAGGGCUCCAAGAUUCCAAAUGAUCGAUGGAAGGCUAUACAAAAGAGCAUUCGGUGGUCCAUUGCUAAGGUGCUUGACAGGGGCAGAGGCGGAAAGAGUGAUCGCCGAAGUUCAUGAGGGUGUCUGCGCAGCCCACCAAAUGUCUAGGACACUCGCACAAAGGAUCAUUUUGCUAGGUUAUUUCUGGCCUACAAUGAACCAAGAUUGCGAGAGGUAUGUCCAGAAGCGCAAGAUUUUCCAGGUAUUCUACAAGUUUCCGGGAAGGCCUGCGACCUACUACCACCCAGUUUCCAAUGUCAUUCCAUUCGCAAGGAUUACUCACAACAAGGCUUCCGUGGCCUACCCGCAAGGGAAUGGCCAGGUGGAGAAUGCGAACUGCAUAAUAGUCGAUGGGAUCAAAAAGCGGUUGGGUGAGGUAGGAACGAAUUGGUUAGAGGAGUUGCCACAUAUCAUCUGGGCUUACCGGGUCACUUCAAGAAGGGCCAUAGGGGAGACACCCUUCGUCCUUACAUAUGGGUGUGAGGCCAGACUACCAAUUGAAGCUAAAAUAAUGACCUUUUGGGAGAAGGUCUAUGAAGAGAAAGGGAAUGAAGAGGAUCACUUGGCGGAGUUGAACUUGUUGGAGGAAAGGCGGAUGGUCGCUGAGGCUAAAAUGAUAGAAUAUCAGCAGGCAGCCAAGGCCUAUCAUGAUAACAAGGUAGGGCCUCGAUACUUCCAAGUGGGUGAUGAAGUCCUGAGACGAAGGGAGGCCAGCAAACCCGGAGACGGGGGAAAACUUGCAAAGAAAUGGGAAGGCCCAUAUAGGAUCACAGGAAUACUACGCCCUGGGACAUACAAAUUAGAAACAAUGGAAGGUCGAGAGUUGGAAAGGUGCUGUAAUUCCCACCACCUUAGAAAAUUCUACCGAUAGGCCAAAUUGGCAGGGCAUGUAUUUUUAAUACCCCUUCGAUGAUAAGUAAGAGCUUUCUUCAAUAUUUGUGUUGCUGGGUCAGUAAUACUAAAAUAAAAUGUCUUGAUGUAAUAGGCAAGGUCAAAAAAAGAGAGUUAAACCCU
This is a messenger RNA of Cuscuta campestris, 2972 nucleotides long. The record is from the annotation of a GenBank genome assembly. NCBI's taxonomy places the organism in Eukaryota, Viridiplantae, Streptophyta, Magnoliopsida, Solanales, Convolvulaceae.